This is a messenger RNA of Aspergillus candidus, 2926 nucleotides long. Its product is annotated as secretory pathway Sec39 family protein. The coding region runs from base 38 to 2830 and encodes 930 amino acids. Gene Ontology annotation, biological process: retrograde vesicle-mediated transport, Golgi to endoplasmic reticulum. NCBI's taxonomy places the organism in Eukaryota, Fungi, Ascomycota, Eurotiomycetes, Eurotiales, Aspergillaceae. The record is from RefSeq and is a predicted model, not a curated record. The transcript has 3 exons.
UAUCACCAUCUUCAACUUUCUCCUUUUGUUGCUCACCAUGGCGCCUUUUGCGGGGCUUUCGGGUGCUCAGGUCAUUCUUUUAGCUACUCACCUUUGUGUGACCGGUGACGUCUCGCGUCUUCCGCAUCUCCAGGCUCAAUUUCCCCUGUGGCUGCCUCUCGACCGUCUUCUGCGCAUCCUCCUCACCUUUCUCCCGGAGAGCACCGAUCCCCAUACCUACACCCCGGUACUUGAACAACUCGUCACUGGUCCGUCAACUGAAGCAAUUGAUGGCGAGUGGGAUCUUUCCUCUGUCCAAGGAUUGUCCGAAGACGCUGCCAGGAAACGGGUGCGGAAGCUUCGUCUACUACCGCUGAGACACCCCGACGACGACGACACCCAGGACUCCAACGACUUGCUGACACUCUUUCUCAUCCACCGUGCACACCGGAUAGACGCGGAAACCGCCCUUCAACCGCUCAUCCUCGACCUGCUUCUACCGUUCUACCAGCGCUCACCGACAAUUCGAACGUGGCUGAUUUCCACCCUCCUGCCACUGCUGCGACUCAACUACGAAUACUACCCGAGCCAGGAUGAGACCUUCUCGCUGGACAUCCUAGAGUCUAUGGACCAUGACACUGCGAUCAACGUGUUCCUUUCAAUGACCGGAUCGGAGAAGGGCAAUAUGGACUUGGUUCGCAACUUGCGUGGGGUCGUGGGGGCGUGGAUGUACGGCCACAGCCGGCCCAAGAGGCGGAGACUGAAUCCGGCGACGCGGCGCAAUUCGAUCUCCGUGGCUCAAAACGAUGCGCAACCCGUGACCGGCGACCGUGCUGGGUGGCACUACGUGAACGAGUGGCUGCUGUCACGGAGCUUGGUGGAUCAGGACAGCGUGGUCAACGCCUUUGUCAACUGGGACGGUCCCGAGGAUGUCGACCUGGGAGGCUACGACGACGAGGCAGAAGAGCGACCGGCUGAAAAGAUGAGAGAACUGCGAACUCGGUAUGGCCAGUCUGGACUGGCGGUGAUCUAUGCAAACGCGAACACGAGUGAGCCCUCCCUGGAAGGGUCAAUUCGGAUCGUAUCUCGGAUCGCCCAGCUACUGAACCUGGAGAGCUCCUGUUAUGUUACUCCCGAUCGCCAAAUAUUGCCGUCAGUGGUACUCGAGCUGGACAAGAUCUCCUCGACGACGCGGGUGUCCCUGCUGCAGAACGCCUUAUUACGGGAAUCGAACCCUUUGACACAUCCUUCGUCCUCGUCGAUCUCGUUCGUCAGCGCUUUAUUGCUUUCUAUGCGGAUACUACAGAUUUUUGGACACCCUAUCCCAUGCAGGGCGGCGGCCAAUAUAUGCCUCCACAGUACGGAGGAUGCGCAGCUUCUUGAAUUCCGGGGAGUGAUUGCGUCGAUUGUGAAGCAAACUAAGGUCAGCCGGGACUGGCAGGAGACGCGGGAUCAGCUCCUCUGGCUCCGAGACUGGGGGGGCGACGAACUCACGGAUGGGUGUGGAGAAUUCCAUGGCCUUUUCUGGAGACUACCCCGGGAGGUCGUGGAUGCGGAGGUCCUCAAGGCGCUGCUAGAUGUCAGAGAAUACGAUCUGGCCACAGCCAUCUAUGUACAGUCCCAAUCGUCCCUCACCCCCGCCCAGGUCGAAGAUGCCAUCAAGGAAGCCAUCUUUGCGGCAUAUGACAACGCGAGCAACGGGAAUCGCACGCGCGGCGGCAUGAAGAAAGCAUACGAGAUUCUCCAAGCGUUCCAGCCACACUUUCCCGAGUCGAUCUCCUUCAAACAGAUUCGCUCUCUGAUCUCCGCCACGCACGCGCUAUCCUUCUACUCCCUGACACUGCAGCACGGCGUCCCCUUCCAACCCGUCAGCAUCCGCGUGCACGCAGACCCCAUCUCCCUCAUCGAAAAAGUGCUCGAACAAAACGCCAAGGCCUACACACAAGUAGACGACCUCCUUGCCAUCGGCCGAGAUCUAGUCGCAGCGGGCUUCGCGCCUCAAGAAUCCGACCCCACAGACUACGACGCCGACGAGUCCACCCCACGAGAAGACAAGGUAGUAACAGCCGAACGCCGCAUCAUGUCCCUCGCAAUCUCCUCAGCGCUCUCCUCAGACGACUUCGGCACAGCCUACUCCUACAUCCUCACGCGCCUCACCCCCCCGACCCUCAUCUCCAGCGCAUCGACCCUCACCAACCCAUCCAUCAAAGACGACAUCUCCUGGCGAGCCGUCUACGCCGCAGGCCGCUACCGCUCCCCAACACCCACCACCCAAACCCCCCUCCAAACGCAAAUCACCCAACUCUCCCAGCGAAUGGAACUCCUCUCCCUCUCCCUCAUCCUCGUCCCCACCCCAGACCCCCUCCCCGAAAUCCUCGGCGCCUGGCGCCGCUGCGACGAAGAAAUGACCAGCCUCCGCACCCUCGAAUCCGAAGAAGAACACGCCUGGGACAGCCACGCAGACGCCUCCCUCCACCCCACAACCCUCCCAGGCGGUUUCGGCCCCACAGACACCGAGCAAGACGCCUUCGACACCAAACAGCAGCACGCGCGCCGCGCCUCCCGCGCCCACCACAACCGCCUCCGCCACGCCGAAGACGCCCCCAUGGGCCUCUUCGAAGUCGCCCGCGGCGCCGCAAUGGCCCUGCACAAGAACGCCUUCCCCUUACGAGGAGACGGCUCGCAGCAGCACCAGCAGCAAUCUUCUUCUUCGUCGACCCACGCGCGGGCGCCCAGCGACGACGACGACGACGAGCGCGUGCGCAAACGCGACGUGGUCAGUAAUAUGGUGACGGGGGGGUUGGCGAGUGGGAUCGGGUGGGUAUUGGGUGCGCAGCCUGUGAAUCGAUGAUAUCAUCCUUAUUUCUUUUGCUUUUUUACCUUCUCAUUUUGCGUUUCUAAUACUUUUGUCACUUUUUUUCUUUUUCUUUUCUUUGUGCUCUUUUUU